UUCAACUCCUUCCUUCAGGCAAAGAGCAAAUUGCCCUAGCUUCCCCCAAUGAAAGCAAACACUAGCCUCCACCAAUAGUUGUCCCCGUCUGUCGGAGUGAGAGACUGCUGCCGCCGUCUGUCGCACUCAAGAACUUCCGUCUUCGUUCUCUCGGGCCUCUCGCCGGAUCCUCCACGUCGGGUGCUCGCAUCUCGCCGUUCUCCUCUGUGCUCGGCUGCUCGCGCCUCCCUUCGCCAGUGAGUGCUCGAGCUGUGCGUGUAGGUUGCUGCUCGUUGUCCGUGGUUGUCUCUGCUCGAUUCUGCCUCCCAGUCUCACUCGAGUCUCGUCUCAGUCACUGGCAUCUCGUGGUUCGUCUGUCUCGUCGCCGGCGGCAGAAGCAACUCGUGGGGGUGUCUCUUGCUUCGUCGCCUUCCGUGGGGUGGUCGCCGACUCGCCGUCGACCGUUGACCCUCUACCUCCUUAUCAUCAAUCAACUUACCGCGUACUGCCGCCUGACCUCUCUUUUUCAGCUUCCCCAACUACAAAUUAUUGAUCAUGUCGGAAAAAUUCUCGGCGGCGCUUCGGAUUGGGGACCUCAACGAUUUCAUAGCGCCGUCUCAGGCAUGCAUAGUAUCGCUCAAGGGCUUGAAAGCAAACGCCAACAAGCCCGAUUCCGAGGUUUUAGUUGGCAGAAACAAGCAAGUUCAGUCAGAGCCUGUUAAGAUUUCUCUAAAGGAUUGUUUGGCAUGCAGUGGCUGUGUGACAUCUGCGGAGACAGUUAUGCUGGAGAAACAAAGUUUGGAUGAGUUCUUAUCUAAUAUUAACAAAGGAAAAGCAGUGAUUAUGUCUGUUUCUCCCCAGUCAAGGGCCUCCCUUGCAGCUCAUUUUGGCAUUUCUCCCCUUCAGGUUUUCAAGAAGCUGACAAGAUUUUUCAAAUCAUUGGGAGUGAAGGCAAUUUUCGAUACAAGUUGCAGUAGAGAUUUAACCCUUAUUGAAUCUUGUAUGGAGUUCAUGUCAAGGUACAAACAGAGUCAACUGUCUGAUGAUGAGAAGAAUAAGUCGAGCCUACCUAUGAUUGCUUCUGCAUGCCCAGGUUGGAUAUGCUAUGCAGAGAAGCAACUUGGGUCGUUUGUUUUACCAAAUAUUUCAAAAGUAAAGAGUCCACAACAAACAAUUGGAGCCAUCAUAAAACACUAUUUAUGCCAAGAUAUGGGGCUUAGGCCUGAAGAAAUUUACCACGUCACUGUUAUGCCUUGUUAUGAUAAAAAGCUUGAGGCUGCUAGGGAUGACUUUGUUUUCCAUCCGGAGUCCCAUGAUGAAGGGAGUGGGAAUGAAGAUAACAUGAUGACAGAGGUCGAUUCGGUACUCACAACAGGAGAAGUUUUGGAAUUGAUUCAGUUAAAAGAAGUUGAUUUUCAAAGCUUAGAAGAAUCUCCUUUGGAUAGACGGUUGACAAAUAUUAAUGAAGAAGGUUACCUUUAUGGGGUCCGUGGAAGCUCUGGGGGUUAUGCAGAAACAAUUUUCCGAUAUGCCGCUAGAACUUUUUUUGGAAGACAGAUUGAUGGCCCUCUGAACUUUAGAAAUAUACGGAAUUCAGAUUUUCAGGAAGUUACACUUGAGGCGGAGGGGAAAACAGUGUUGAGAUUUGCUCUCUGUUAUGGUUUCCGGAACCUGCAAAAUGUUGUCAGAAAAGUUAAAACUGGUAAAUGUGACUAUCAUUUCCUGGAGAUCAUGGCAUGCCCUUCAGGUUGCUUGAAUGGCGGAGGUCAAAUUAAACCAAAGAAAGGGCAAUCUCCCAAAGAAUUGAGCCAGUUGUUGGAAACUAUUUACAUAGAAAAUGUUCGUGUAGCAGAACCAUUCGAUAACCCCAUCGUAAGAGGCUUAUAUGACAAGUGGCUUGAGCAGCCUGGCUCCGAUAAAGCCAAGAGACACCUUUACACGCAGUACCAUCCCGUCGAGAAAAGCAUUACCUCUCAAUUGCAUAAUUGGUGAGAAAAUUUCAGAAGUGAAGUUUGAACAGAAAUGGGGUUGAAAGGAUCAGGACCUUUUUCCCAGUAAUUUUCUUCAAUUAAUCUUGUGGUAUCAGAAGGGUUAAUGGGUCAUCAUCAUCCAAUUUUGGUAGUGGGCAGUUUUUUUUUCUUAUGUAUAUAUAGUUUACACCCUCCAUAUUUAUACCAACCCCAGUCAGCACCAGUGAGUUUUGUAUUGUAUGCCCUUCAUCUCAAGUCUUAACCCAAUUAGAUUGUAAAUGGAAAAAUCACUCAGAUAUUUGUUUAGUUUUUUUCCCUUGGAGCCACUAUUAUUUGUGGGAUUCAGGUUUGUCAAUAAUUUCAAUGUGUAGAUAACUAAACAGUAAACAAACUGUUUUGUGUGUUGUUCCAACUUCCAACAGAUCUCCCGGUUCAUUCCAUGUACUAACUUGAAUGAACCAACUUCUAAUGACAGUUGAGUUUAGUAAGGAAGCAAGUAAAUCUUGACUAUAGAGUCGAAUAAGAGGCUAUGGGGUUAUGUGUUA
Arachis stenosperma is the source of this 2494-nucleotide messenger RNA. RefSeq names its product protein NAR1-like. NCBI's taxonomy places the organism in Eukaryota, Viridiplantae, Streptophyta, Magnoliopsida, Fabales, Fabaceae. The transcript has 12 exons. The coding region runs from base 535 to 1971 and encodes 478 amino acids. Gene Ontology annotation, molecular function: 4 iron, 4 sulfur cluster binding. The record is from RefSeq and is a predicted model, not a curated record. Gene Ontology annotation, cellular component: cytosol.